Molecule: messenger RNA, 4202 nt
Organism: Daldinia loculata
Lineage: Eukaryota; Fungi; Ascomycota; Sordariomycetes; Xylariales; Hypoxylaceae
Exons: 1
Coding region: 610-3906 (1098 amino acids)
Biological process (GO): RNA 3'-end processing
Molecular function (GO): RNA uridylyltransferase activity
Source: RefSeq, a predicted model, not a curated record
UCUCUUUCAGGUGCAGCCAAUCAAUUGAUCUUUCAAAUAUCAAAUAUCAAAAUCAAAUGCUGCAUAUUUGAGUUGCUACAUGUAUCAAUGUAGGUAAAUGCAUGUGCCCAGUUCGACAUCCAAGAAUGCGAAGCUCUUAUCUUGUACUUCGUUAGGUAUAAACACUUUUUAUCCUAUUUUCUACGAAACGCCUCAUUCACAAGAAAGCUAUCCCUACCAUCUUCUGACCUAGUCACGUCUAAUAUCUCACUACAAAGAUCAUACGAUUGACGAUAUGAUUAUUUCUGGACUUCAUCAAGGACAACCUUCACAGACCUCUUAGGACCUAGCAACAAGCUAAUCAAUAACAACUUCAGUUCUUAGAACUUACACCUACAGUUGCUAUUAAACAGUACCCCCAGAAACUUAUGACCAUGAGCAUGGAUUUCUAACCCACAACCACUACGAACAUUCCUACUGUUGAGAUUGUUUCCUAUGAGUCUUAAUCAAAAUAUCCCGAUUAUGCUUCGAGGUACUUAAGUCUGUCUUCAGAUCAGCUUAUACAACAUCCCCAUCCUUCCAACCUCACAAUUACCUUAGUCUCGAUAUUUAUUUUCAUGCUAUCAUACUAUGCAGGCCUCUCAAGACGGUAGUGGUCCGCUCGAGGACCGCCUACGCAGCCUCAUAAUUAGCAAUACAGAAGGAACGACUACACAUGCCCUUCAAAGCUCGGCUACUUCUACAAGGACAGGAAGUAUCUCUUUAGAGGAUGGGUCUAAAGUCAAACAAGGAUGGCCGGAGGCAGGACAGUCAUCUCCUUCAACCCAGGCCCCUCCUAAAGCUGGCAAGAAACGUCCAAACCAGGCCGAGCGUCGCAAGAUGCGAGCCCAGCUAUCCAUUCCUAUUGACACCAGAGCUCCAGCACCCUAUGAUGGGAAGCCCUAUGCAAAUUCCCACCAUACCAAGAACCAGCGUUCUACGUGGCACAACACUGAGCAGGAUACUUUUCGCCCUCCUUUAAACGCAUACAAUUAUGAACCCCAGGGUCGUGCUACCAACCCUCCAUUUUCAAAUCAGCGACGCCAUCAAGGCAGAUUUGGCCAAGUAUCGGCAUCUGUCCCAGGCCACCAGCCACCUCAGAGGCAGCAACAACCAUAUACGCAAAAUCCUUUCUCAAAGGGCGUUAACGUUAUAUCGGCAGAUUCAUUCGCAGCCCGCGGCCCUGCACCUGCCCCUUCACAGUCUUGCCUCUAUCAUCCAAAUGGGCAGCACCAACCUAUCUUCGAUCCAGAGCAACUUGCGAAUGAAUCAGCCCAUCUUGAUGAACUUUGCCGUUUUGUGAUUACAGGUGCGGAAAUUGAGCCUAGCGAGAUUGCUGAAAAAGAAUACUUCCGUGCUCAAGUAGAGGCAAUUUGUCGCGAUGCUAUCACUCGCCAUGAGAUCGAAAUCAAUGGAAACUUGGGUUUCCAGCCUUACACAGUUGAACUCAAAUGCUUUGGGAGCCUUGCGUCUGGAUUUGCGACGAAGGCUGCUGAUAUGGACGUUGGUCUUCUUUCUCCUAUGUCCUGGUCCUCGCCGGAAUCACCGGAUUCGCCUAUUCCACGUCUAAUUGAGAAAGCAUUACUGGAGCAUGGCUUUGGUGCACGCCUUCUCACUCGCACUCGAGUACCAAUCAUCAAGCUCUGCGAAAAGCCCGGUGAAAGACUUCGUUUGGACUUGUUGGACGCGCGAGCUAAGUGGGAGAAAGGAAUAGUAGACGAUAGUAACGAUGCGGCAGACGAUGUUAUAGAUGAUCAAGAUGCCCCUGACGGCGCUGUUGCUGCCCUAGCCGUCGCCGAAAUCGAACAUUCGUCGCCUAGUAACCAGGACCAAGACUCCCAAACACGAUCUGGCCCAGUGGGAAGGACCUAUGAGGAGCAGCUUUCUUCCUUGAAGCAAUCCGACUCUCAAUCGUUGGUAGCGUAUUAUCAUAACGCGAAACGCCUUCUACGCCGAUUAAAUGGUCGUGAUAUCACCAUAUCAAAUGCGACAGACUUCAAAGACACAGACUAUAAGGUUCUUGAUGAUGUCGCCAACGCCUUCAUUAAUGGACUCCAUGAUGGGGAUUUAAAACGACGAAUACAGGCAUACCCAUCCUUCUCUUUCGAUGUCACAUCAGAGCCGCCUAAUCGCCGCUCGCUUAUAGGCGUCUUUAUGAUGGCGGAAGGCGAGCAACUUGCGACCAUCUGGGAAACGCAGGCAAUGAUAGAAAAGAGCAUCCAAUUGAGACCAGAUUCCAAAUUUGUUGUCCAAACCUGGAAAGAUAUCAUGUGUAAGAAGAUCUUCGGUACAGAACCCCUUACACUAAAUCGGGAACUUCAUUUAGCUCUUGAACACCUUCGUAAGAUCCCGUUAGUGCAACUUAUACAGCUUAAGCAAGAUCAAUACGAGUCACCAACACAAUAUCACACAAGAGCGAUCCAGAUCACGAACGGUCUUUGUCCCGCUCGUCCAUCAUCAAAUAAGUCUUUUCUCCCUGAGAUCUCCCAGCACUAUAUUUCGGGUAUCCGUGAUAAGUAUGUGAGAGAUGAGGUUCAAAAAUUCGCAAACUCCACCGGAGUGCAGAAUCUGAGGACACUGGCCAGGAAGCAUAAAACCAUCCAUCUUGUCACCGAGUACGAAAGGGCCAUCGAGAAAGGUCUUUACCGUGAAGAAGAUAUUCCAGCCAUUAAAGAGUACAUGGAGAUCCUUCAGGGCGACUUUCUGCACCAGACACCAGCCACCGAUAAACCCAUAGUUGAUGCGUUCGACUUCAUAGUCCCAGCUACCAAGAAAACAACGGAGCUAGUUGGAAAGAUCAGACAACUCCCUGAUCCAUCCAAGCUUGCACCAAAUAAGCCAAGGGACCGAUAUCACGAUAGCUUGGAGUUUCCUAAGAAUGGAGUCGGUGUACAGUGCGAUAUCAAUUUCUCGGCCCACUUAGCCCUCCAGAAUACCUUGCUCCUACGCUGUUACUCCUACACCGAUCCCCGUGUUAGGCCUAUGGUCCUUUUUGUAAAGCACUGGGCCAAGGCUCGCGGCAUUAAUACACCAUAUCGCGGAACCCUGAGCAGCUAUGGUUAUGUUCUUAUGGUACUACACUACCUUGUCAACGUUGCAGUACCAUUCGUAUGCCCCAAUCUUCAGCAGCUCGCUCCCCCUGAUCCGAACCUACCAGCAGAGGAUCUUGAGGAUGUUACCACAUGUAAGGGCUGGAACGUUCGAUUCUGGAGGGAUGAAGAAGAGAUUCAGAGGCUAGCCCAUCAAGGCCAUCUCAACCAAAACCAAGAAUCCCUCGGAUCAUUGCUAAGAGGAUUUUUUGAGUACUACGCGCAGAAUAACGUAAUGAGCACUACUCGCAAACGUGGUUUUGACUGGGGCAGGGACGUUUUGAGUUUGCGAACCCACGGAGGGCGGCUCUCAAAGCAAAAGAAAGGUUGGACAGGAGCGAAGACAGUCCUGCAAUUAGAGACAGGUGCUCUUCCAGACCCAGCCGAAGCGGGGGUUAACCACAAGGUGAAAUCACCUAUAGACGGCAUGAUCGGACAGCAAGCUACAACAAACGCACAAUUUGGGCAAUUUAAUUCUCUGGACGGUGUCCCUGUGCCACCAACCAAACCAAAGGACUUGAAGGAAGUGCGUCAUCGAUACCUCUUUGCAAUCGAAGAUCCGUUCGAACUUGAGCACAACGUCGCUCGGACUGUAACUCAUAAUGGCAUUGUGUCCAUCCGAGACGAGUUCCGGCGUGCCUGGAGAAUCAUCAGAACUGCCGGCAAAAAUGGGCAUGCUGUAGAGAAUCUGCUGGAGGAUGUCAACGUGGAGAGCGAAAAGACGGAGGGAAAGCAAUUCACAGAACUAUUGGAGGAGAUGCAUGGACCGGGUAUCUUCCUGAGUUCUGUAACGAACUAAUCAUAGUUAUAGCUAUCCGCACAAGUUUGUAUGUUUAAAAUUGUAAGCUCUGCUUUAUAGCGGCAGAUCGGAUAUUGUACGAGUAAUGACGUCCAAGGGAUAUGUGAUGGGGGAUGGAUCUCUCUUGUUACUUGUCGACUAGUUGUCUGAGCUGGUUUCAAAACAUUGAUGUGUUAACUGCCAACUGAAUACGUGGUGUCCGGCCUCGUAUUACGGGAUAAUGUAAUGCUUGUACGAUCGCAUAUUCUAACAGCUUCCUUUUGCUAUAAACGACGUCAAAUAAAAAUUAGUCAGCC